Messenger RNA from Belonocnema kinseyi, 722 nucleotides. RefSeq lists its product as uncharacterized. The record is from RefSeq and is a predicted model, not a curated record. Bases 215 to 679 code for a protein of 154 amino acids. The transcript is spliced from 2 exons. Lineage: Eukaryota; Metazoa; Arthropoda; Insecta; Hymenoptera; Cynipidae.
UCCAGACGUUUGGAGUGCACCUAACCAGAGAUCUUCCAGGUUGCCUGGAACGUUUGAUCUUCUCGGGGCAGCUACCCUGAAAUCUUCCAGCCCGACUGGAACAGCUGGUUCCCACGGCGAAAGCAAAGUUCGGCAUAAUCCAAGUCCACUGGUGUGAGCUUGCAGUGAGGUUUCUCGGCGGCGUCAAAGUCGCGUCCGCAAAAUUAAACGUUUAAUGGUCAAACAUAAAAUCAACGCCGCAUUCGGAGAGCAACUCAUCCACGAGGCGAAUCUGGCCGCACAUUAUUGGGCCAGUACCACGCCAUCGGACCCUGGCCGCGCAUUGAUAGUCCCCGUCAACUGCAAUUUGCCACCGGAUAGGCUUGCUUUACGCCGACAGGCCCAAAAUUCUCGGAUCGCUGCUUCGCCGGAUUUCCGCGAUUGCCAGUCGGUCUAUUCAGAGAUCUUCGCAUUCUUGCCCGAUCGUGAACGGGAUGCGCUCUCCCGGCACAUAAAGGAAUUAACCAUCCGUGAAGGAAGUUCAAGCCCCGAAUCGCGGAGUAACGCGCUCGGACCUGUAAGUAGUGAUACGCCGCGACCCAGGGACGGCUUGUCCUCCGUUCAGAGUCCCUCCGCCGCGGAAACUAUUGAGGAGAUUGACUCCCUUCUCCGUCUGUUCGAAAAACAGUACCCAGGUUAGGAAAUAUUAUAACACACACUUAGGUUCCAAAAACGGUAUUCCG